Molecule: messenger RNA, 2319 nt
Organism: Helianthus annuus (common sunflower)
Lineage: Eukaryota; Viridiplantae; Streptophyta; Magnoliopsida; Asterales; Asteraceae
Product: probably inactive leucine-rich repeat receptor-like protein kinase At5g48380
Exons: 3
Coding region: 289-2115 (608 amino acids)
Biological process (GO): protein phosphorylation
Molecular function (GO): protein binding; protein kinase activity; ATP binding
Source: RefSeq, a predicted model, not a curated record
AAGAAACAACAAUAAUUUCACAAAAGUAUCCUUCUUCACACGGUUUCCGCUUGACCCAGUCAAGAACUGCAAAUAAUCAUAGCAUUAUUAGUGCUUGCAGCUUUCAGUCAAGUCCUCCCUUAUUUCACUCAUAAAAAUCCAUUCUUUGACCACACUACCUCAUCAAGAUCACUUCUUUUCGACAUCAAACACUCUCAUAGUCUGAUUCUGUUCCAGCAAAUAUCUUCAACCCCUCAUUGUUCAGUUCUUAACUAUGUGCAGUUGUUAGUGCUUCGGGUUUUAUACACAAUGGCACCGAGUGACAUACCGACGAUAACUACUUGUAUCUUGAUACUCACAGUCAUCAGUUUAACCAAUGCUGUUCAAACUGAUAUCAACUGUCUCAAAUCCUUCAAAGAAUCAAUCGAAGAUCCCGAUAACCUCUUAUCUAAUUGGAACUUUAACAACAAUACCGAAGGGUUCAUUUGUAAAUUUACCGGUAUUGAAUGUUGGCAUCCCGACGAAAGUAAAGUUUUGAAUAUCCGCCUCGCUGAUAUGGGACUUAAAGGCAUGUUACCACCCGGGCUUGAAAAUUGUACCUCGAUGACGGGUUUGGAUCUUUCUAAUAACCAUUUGUUCGGGUCUCUCCCGACGAACAUUACAAAGGUUUUCGGGCUUUUAACUACUCUUGAUCUUUCAUCAAACAACUUCUCGGGUCAAAUACCCGCUAGCUUCGUAAAUUGUUCCUACCUUAAUGUCAUCAAACUGGAUAACAACCGGUUCUCGGGUCAGAUUCCGUUGGAAUUAGCUGGUUUGGAUCGGAUUAAAGAGUUUAGCGUUGUAAAUAAUCUUUUAUCCGGGCAGGUUCCGGUUUUCAGGAACAAGAGUAUUGGUGCGGAGAGUUAUGCGGGUAAUCCCGGGUUAUGUGGCGGGCCUUUGCGUCCUUGUACCAAAACCUCUAAGAAAACCAGUGUGGGUGUUGUUAUCGGGGCGGCUAUCGGUGGGGCGACUCUGGCGGUGUUGGUUGUAGGCGUUGCGAUGACAAUCUUUAUGCGUAAGGUUGUUAGAAAGAAUAAAGACGAUGAUCCUGACGGAAAUAGAUGGGCCAAGAGUAUUAAGGGAGCUAAAACCAUCAAGCUUUCCAUGUUUGAAAAUCCGGUUUCGAAGAUGCGACUGAGUGAUUUAAUGAAAGCUACCGACAGUUUUAGCAAAGACCACAUAAUCGGGUCAGGAAGAACGGGUUGUUUAUACAAAGCGGUACUCGAAGACGGCAACUCACUUAUGAUAAAACGAUUACAAGACACUCAGCAUUCCGAGAAAGAAUUUGCAUCGGAAAUGGCGACACUCGGGAAAGUCAAACACCGAAACCUAGUUCCACUUUUAGGUUUUUGUGUGACCAAAACCGAACGGUUUUUAGUCUACAAAUACAUGGCAAACGGAACCCUCCAUGAUAAAUUACACACAAUCACCGACGACAUAAAGCGCCUCGAUUGGCCUUCACGGCUAAAAAUCGGGAUUGGCGCAGCUAAAGGGCUCGCGUGGCUACACCAUAACUGCAACCCGCGCGUCCUACAUCGAAACAUAAGCUCGAAAUGCAUCUUACUCGAUGCAGACCUCGAGCCCAAAAUAUCCGAUUUUGGGCUCGCGAGGCUCAUGAAUCCGGUCGAUACGCAUUUGAGUACUUUCGUAAACGGCGAGUUCGGUGAUUUAGGUUACGUGGCUCCGGAAUAUACAAGAACCCUCGUGGCUACACCGAAAGGGGAUGUUUAUAGCUUUGGAGUGGUGCUGUUAGAACUAGCAACGGGUGAAAAACCGACCCAUGUGGCUAAAGCUCCCGAAACGUUUAAAGGGAGUUUAGCCGAGUGGGUGAUGGAGUUAUCUGCUGAGUCAAGACUUGAAGAGUCAAUCGACGAGUCGAUAAAUGAGAAGAGAUACAGUAGUGAGGUUUUUCAGUUCCUGAAAGUGGCGUGUAGUUGUGUCGGGCCGGCCCAUAAGGAGAGGCCCACUAUGUUUGAAGUGUACCAGCUGCUACGAGCGAUCGGUCAGCAUUACCAUUUCUCGACUGAUGAUGAGGUCUUGAUGAUGCCGACUGACAAUGGAGAUGCGGGUCAGAUAGAACUCAUUGUUGCUCGGUGAUGGAUUGGAGAAGUAUUGAAGUGUUGUGAAUUAUUAAGUAUUAUAUAGAUAGAUAGAUAGAUAGAUAUCAUGUCUACAGAUUUAAGGUUUCAGUUUUGACUUUUGAGUUUGACUUUCAUAUAGAAAGUCUAGACAUAUUAGCUUCACUGAUUCCGCUGUUCAGUUUUAUGCUUAUAAAUAGUAUUUUAGCUAUUUGUUUAUAAG